Salvelinus namaycush (lake trout) is the source of this 1094-nucleotide messenger RNA. Its product is annotated as ankyrin repeat domain-containing protein 1-like. The record is from RefSeq and is a predicted model, not a curated record. Lineage: Eukaryota; Metazoa; Chordata; Actinopteri; Salmoniformes; Salmonidae. Gene Ontology annotation, molecular function: protein binding. Bases 20 to 1000 code for a protein of 326 amino acids. The transcript is spliced from 7 exons.
UUGACCAGAGCCAGACCCUAUGGGCCCUGUUCAAAAGUUGUGCACUAUAAAGGGAAGAGAAUGCCUUUUGGAACGCAGUGACUGCUUUCCAUUGUUGCGUCCUCUUCUCCCAGUUAUUGUACCCAGGUCAGUCACACCAGCUUGCUCUUCUUAUUUAGACACCAGCAAUGCCGCAAGUGACAUCACUCAUGGUGUUGUGGCUGACCUUAAUGCUACUGAGGAAUUCCCUGCCAGGAGCCUUAGCCCGGCUGAUGUAAAGGCUGACGGCAUGGCCCGCCUUCCCUCUGCCAGAGGGGAGGAGACUAAGAAGAACAGGAAGUGGCACUUCCUCCCCAAAAUUGGCAAGAUUCCAAAGAUCAGGAUGAAGCUGUUCAAGACAAAAGGGGAACCGAAGAGCCACCCUGAACAGGAUGCGCUGCCUACCAAACGUCUCAGAGAGACUCAUAUUUCACAGAAUGCUGAGUGUGAGGUUCCAGAGGUUCCAUCCACUUCCCCACCCAAGGAGGACCUGACAACCACACUGGCCCCUGCUCCCCAGGAGUCCCAGUCCCGUAAACGCCCUCUCAUAGUCAGGGCUGUUGCAUCCCCACACCUACCAGUGAAGCACCACAGGCUAGACAAUGAGAAGCGGACACCGUUGCAUGCCGCUGCCUAUCUAGGAGAUACAGAAAUUCUAGAGCUACUCAUACUAUCAGGAGCCAGAGUAAAUGCCAAAGACAACAAGUGUCUCAAUACUCUGCACCGGGCCGUGGCUUCCUGCAGUGAGGAGGCAGUCCAGGUGCUAUUGAAACACUCUGCUGAUGUGAACGCCAGGGACAAGAACUGGCAGACGCCGCUCCACAUCGCUGCAGCCAAUAAGGCGGUCUGCUGUGCCAAGGCUCUGAACGUGUCGGACCAGGCCGGGCACACGGCGCUGCACCAUGCAGUCUUCAGGGGACACCUGGAGGAGGUUCGUCAUAUGAAGGACAUUCAAGUGGAUGUGACCCCUAACCUGCAAUAGGGGCUCAGUGGGGUGACAGACAUCCUGUAACGGAUCUCCAAGCUAGUGUCUGAGGACCUGAAGGAGGCUGUGUCUACAGCUGUGGUUCAGGACA